Pan troglodytes (chimpanzee) is the source of this 295-nucleotide messenger RNA. RefSeq names its product SPANX-N2 (gene SPANXN2). NCBI's taxonomy places the organism in Eukaryota, Metazoa, Chordata, Mammalia, Primates, Hominidae. The record is from RefSeq and is marked provisional.
AUGGAACAGCCCACUUCAAGCACCAAUGGGGAGAAGAGGAAGAGCCCCUGUGAAUCCAAUAACAAAAAAAAUGAUGAGAUGCAGGAGGCACCGAACAGGGUCUUAGCCCCCAAACAGAGCUUGCAAAAUACAAAAACAAUAGAAUAUCUAACAAUAAUAGUGCAUUACUACAGGAAGCAUACGAAAAUAAAUUCAAAUCAACUGGAGAAGGACCAGUCCCGAGAGAACUCCAUCAAUCCAGUCCAAGAGGAGGAGGACGAAGGCCUAGACUCAUCUGAAGGAUCUUCACAGGAGG